AUGAACAUCGCUAAACUCACCUCGGACGACUUGCCGUUGUUCCUCGGCAUCACCAGCGAUCUUUUCCCCGACGUGGACGUGCCGGCGAUCGAUUACGACGAAAUUAUCGGCUACAUAACCAAGGAGGUCAUCAAACUGAAGCUCCAGCCUAUUCCCCUGAUACUGACGAAAGUUAUCGAACUGUACGAGACGAUGAAUUCGAGGCACUCGACGAUGAUAGUGGGCGAGUCGAACACAGCGAAGACGGUUACGUGGAGGGUGUUGCAGCAGACGAUGACGAGCAUGAAGAACGACAAGAAACCGGGAUACGCCGCGGUUCACGUCUACCCUAUUAAUCCGAAGGCGUUGAGCCUCGCCGAACUUUACGGCGAGUACAAUCUUGCCACUGGCGAAUGGCACGACGGCGUGAUAUCGUCGAUCAUGCGAAAAACCUGUUCCGGUAAGGACACCGUGUGUAUCCUCUAUAUUUCCCGGCCAAACUCUAUAUAUAAAGUUCUCGGGCCGGGACUCUUCGUCGCGGUGAACUGGACAAAGUCGACAGAUUCUCGUUACUUUUUGACAGACGAUAGCCCUGACACGAAGUGGAUCCUCUUUGACGGGCCAGUGGACGUUGACUGGAUCGAGAACAUGAACAGCGUAAUGGACGAUAACAAGGUUUUGACUCUCAUAAAUAACGACCGGAUCACUAUGCCGAAGCAAGUGUUGCUGCUGUUCGAGGUCCAAGAUCUCGCUGCCGCCUCUCCAGCGUCAGUUUCGCGGGCGGGGAUGGUGUACAACGAUUACAAGGACCUUGGUUGGAGGCCUUACCUACAAAGCUGGCUGCAGGGGUUCCAAGGAAAGCCAAAAUUCGUAGAGGAAAUGAGAAAAUUAUUCAACGCGCACGUGGACGCUACCUUGGAAUUCAAACGACGGAAAUGCGAGGAUCUCGUCCCGGUUCCCGAAUUAAACGCCGUACAAUCGCUGUGCAAGCUUCUAGAAGUGCUCGCCACACCUGAGAAUGGGGUUCAAUUCACCGGCGAUGUAGACAUGUUCGCCAAUAUUUGCCGAAUAUGGUUCUUCUUCUGGUAUAAUUUAAAGAAAAUAUCUCACAUGUCAGGUUUGAUAUGGUCUAUUUGUGCGUCGGUCAACGAAGACAGUAGAUACAAGAUGGACAAUUUCAUACGAGAGAUAGAGGGCACGUUCCCGAUACGAGACACUGUGUACGAAUACUUCGUAGACUCUCGAAUACGAUCGUUCGUUUCCUGGGAAGAACGACUGCCUCCAGUAUGGAAGAUCCCGCCAAAGACACCCUUCUACAAGAUAGUCGUGCCAACCGUAGACACAGUCCGUUACGAGUACAUCGUGAGCUCAUUAUUAAACAACCGAUUCCCAGUUCUUAUACUGGGUCCCGUAGGCACAGGCAAGACAUCGAUGCUUCAAACAGUGCUAAACUCCCUGGACAAGGAGAAAUACAGCGUGUUGACCUUGAACAUGUCCGCGCAGACCACCUCGAAGAACGUACAA
Molecule: messenger RNA, 1503 nt
Organism: Heterotrigona itama
Lineage: Eukaryota; Metazoa; Arthropoda; Insecta; Hymenoptera; Apidae
Source: the annotation of a GenBank genome assembly